CGCUACCAUUAUUUGCGACUCUGUGGCAUUCAAGAACCUCGUUACAUGUGUCAAAUCACAUUUUUAGCUGUCAGAUAUUGUCAUUUGAAAAAGAUAUAAAACAUUUUUUUUAACUUGAUUGAAAAAUUUCAAUUUUUUCGCUCAUUAAACUAUCAGAACUUACUGCACAAUUUUUGAAAAUAAUAAAGCGAGGAUACAGCUAUAAAAAAGACGGAGAACAAUAAUUGAUUGGAAUAAAUUUAUAUAAAAUUAUCAUGGGUAAAGAUAAGAGUGAAGCGGCAGAAGUUACAAACCAGCCGGCUCUUAGCAACACAAAAUUAGUAAACUUACAAAACACUGAAUUAGGGGGAAUAAAGUCUCGCAAAAAGCCUAAAUUGUUACUAGAUGAUCCCCGGUUUCGUAUAAGGCCUCUACAACAAGUUGUCUCAGCUUGCACUGGAGCAAUGAUAACAGCAAUUUUCAUGACGCCUUUGGAUGUUAUUAAAACUCGCAUGCAAGCGCAACAAACUCAAUUGUCUAAUAAAUGUUUCUUGUAUUGCAAUGGCUUAAUGGAUCACUUAUGUCCGUGUGACUCGAAAUCACCAUUUAUUGGUUUAAAACCUCAACAACAUUUGAAUGGCACAAUAGAUGCCUUUAUUAAAAUAAGUCGAGCGGAAGGUAUAAGUUCCUUGUGGUCUGGUCUUAGUCCUACAUUAGUAUCGGCAUUGCCAUCCACUAUAAUUUACUUCGUUGCUUAUGAACAAUUUAAAGCCCGUUACAUGGAAUUCCAUUACACAUAUUUGGCCGAAGUAAAGGGUUCACCGAUGGGUCGUGAUGUACCAUUCCUUAUUCCGUUAUUAUCGGGUGUUACGGCGCGUAUAUGUGCCGUGACAGUAGUUAGUCCUGUUGAGCUCAUUCGCACUAAGAUGCAAUCAGAGAAAAUGACAUACGCACAAAUGAACUCUGCUGUAAGGAAUGUAAUACAAACACAAGGCAUAUGGGGUUUGUGGCGUGGUCUGCCACCAACCAUAUUACGAGAUGUACCGUUUUCUGGCAUAUACUGGACAUGUUAUGAAAAAAUUAAAUCGCAUUUUAAUGUCAAAGAACCUUCGUUUGGUUUUAGUUUUUUAGCUGGAUUCAUAUCUGGUUCGUUGGCAGCUACCUUUACUACACCUUUUGAUGUUAUUAAAACUCACGAGCAAAUCGAGUUUGGUGAAAAAGUUAUUUUUGCAGAAAAACCUGAAAAACAAGUUCCUAGUCGUACAAUUAGUCAACGUUUAUCCAGCAUAUACGCUGUCAGCGGCAUGCGAGGUAUUUUUGCCGGUCUUGGACCACGCCUUUUCAAGGUAGCACCAGCUUGUGCUAUCAUGAUUUCCACAUUCGAAUAUAGCAAGUCCUUUUUCUAUCAUUACAACGUAAACCAGUACAAUGACCAAUUAUUAUCGGCGAACAAACUGACGAACAAAAAUGAGGUUUAGUUUAAAAAUUAAUUUAAUUUUAAUUUAUUGUUAUUACAGCUUUUCGGUUUAUUUUUGUUUUGUACAGUUAAUUAUAGUCUCCUUAUUUAGGAUUAUAUGCUAAUGUAGAUAUGUGCUCUCGUUUUCUUUAAAUAACUCAAACAAUUUGCAGAUGCUUUAGACUUGUUCGAUUUUUUUUUUUUGGUGUUUUUACUUCUGGAACCGUACGACACAGUAGCCAAAGUAUUUAAUUCACCAAUA
Messenger RNA from Glossina fuscipes, 1697 nucleotides. RefSeq names its product solute carrier family 25 member 40-like. Bases 255 to 1457 code for a protein of 400 amino acids. The record is from RefSeq and is a predicted model, not a curated record. Gene Ontology annotation, biological process: mitochondrial transmembrane transport. The transcript is spliced from 5 exons. Lineage: Eukaryota; Metazoa; Arthropoda; Insecta; Diptera; Glossinidae.